AUGGAACAAGCACAAGUAUUUACCUGUCAGCGUUGUAAACAUACCCUGAGGAUUGAUGAUACACUCACCGAUCUUGGUUCGACUUCAAUUGAUAUCUUACUAGCACCUCUUCCUGAAGAGGUCAUUCGCCCAUCAGACUCAUCGACAGUAGAUCGACGAUCUGAAACUGCAGAAAUUAAUAGAAGCUCUAAGCAAUCAAAUAACAUCGAUCGCAAUGGGCUUUCCAUACCGACUAGUCUUAGUUAUAGACUUAAAGUUGCCAACCGUCUUUUUGACCUUAUGUCAUCUAGGUCCGAAAUAGAUCAUCCAAUGUGUCAAGAAUGCACUGAUAUGCUUUUGGAUAGUUUAAGCAAACAAUUAAGUGAUGCCUCCCGAGAAAGAGAUUGUUAUAUAGAUUUCUUAAAGAAAGUUAAUGUCAGCAUUAUAAGCGACGCUGAACAAGAGAGUUUGCAAAAAGAAAUUCAUGAGAUACGAUCCAGUGAAUUAGCUGCUAUUAAAACAUUAAAAGAAAUAGAAAGUGAACGUGAUACAUUGAAAAAAGAAUUAGCCGCUUUGGAAGAAGAGGCCAGGGAACUUGAUAAACUUGAGGAAAGUUAUUGGCAGGAAUUUAAUGAUUUUCAUCUUCAACUACAAGCCUUUCAAAAUGAGAGAGAUAGCGUCAAUUUAAAAUAUGAUCAUGAUGCAAAACAAUUGGAAAAACUUCAGAGGACCAAUGUAUAUAAUGACACUUUCUGUAUCUGUAUUAGUCAUGAUGGCCAUUUUGGAACUAUUAACGGUUUUAGACUUGGUCGUUUGCCAGAUGUGAUGGUAUAA
This is a messenger RNA of Racocetra fulgida, 813 nucleotides long. The record is from the annotation of a GenBank genome assembly. NCBI's taxonomy places the organism in Eukaryota, Fungi, Glomeromycota, Glomeromycetes, Diversisporales, Gigasporaceae.